Molecule: messenger RNA, 3070 nt
Organism: Myxocyprinus asiaticus (Chinese sucker)
Lineage: Eukaryota; Metazoa; Chordata; Actinopteri; Cypriniformes; Catostomidae
Product: src-like-adapter
Exons: 7
Coding region: 214-1074 (286 amino acids)
Source: RefSeq, a predicted model, not a curated record
AGUGGAAAGUGUGGUGACAGCUUCCACGUUUAUGCAGACCAGGCUCUUUGUAAAUGCUUAUCAGUGGGAAGUCGCAAAACAAAUAACAGUAGAGACUAAUGACACACUAUGAAUGCAGACAGAGGAGAGCAACAAGCAGCCAUAUUCAUCUGCAUGGCUGGUUGGAUGAGGCAAACCCAUAGGAAUAGCACUGUACAUAUGUGAAGACUGGCAAUGGGAGGUGUUCUGACAAGCCAAAGAACCCCAGAGGAUUUCAGACAAACUCACAGUAAUGAAGACCUUCUACCAAGAGUGCAUGACAAUGACACAGCAGUAGUGUUGGAUAAUUACCCUCCUCCUGAUAUCUGUGAGCCCAUAUUUCAUAUGGGAGAGUGGCUGAAAGUAGUGUCUGAGGAAGGGUACUGGUGGAAGGUCUACUCAGUCCAAACUAAAGAAGUGAACUAUAUACCACACUGUCAUGCAGCAAAAGUCUACCAUGGCUGGCUGUAUGAAAAUGUGACCAGACCAAAGGCUGAAGAGCUGCUUCGUCUCCCAGGAAACCGAGUUGGGUCAUUCUUGAUCAGAGAGAGCACAAAAGGUAUGUACACCUUGUCUGUGCGCCACAGAUCCAUUAAGCAUUAUCGAAUAGUUCGGAUGCCAAACAAUUGGUACUUCAUCUCACCACGCCUCACUUUCCAAUGCCUGGAAGACCUGGUCAGCCACUACUCUGACAUAGCAGAUGGGUUGUGUUGUGUUCUAACAGGCCCGUGCUUGACUGUUUGUGAAACAACUCUUAAUCAGCUCUCUCCAACUGCAUCUGAUGGGCAAAAACGUUCCUUUGACUGGAAAGCAGUGAACAGCUCUGAGCUAAUGCACCAGAGUACAAGCCCUUCCUCUGCCAACCAAGAUUCAGCACUCAGCUACGGGGUUCAGAAUAGUGUCUCCUCCUACAUGUCCUUGCUGGGAGAGCAGGAGAAACCAGAGAGAAAAAAAUUUAGCUUCAAGAAAAAGAGGUGGAGGUCUGUCUAUACGCUGCCUGACCAUCGGCUUGACAGUUUGGCCACUGUGGAAGACGGCUAUGAGGAGGUGCAUUGACAAAUCAAUGCAGGUUCACUGGUGGAGAUUAAUUACUAAAAUAAUGAUUUACAGAAAAUUUUGCUUGACAGUCGUGGUCACCAUAGACUUGCAUUGGAUGGAAAAGAGCAGCUUGGACAUUCUGCUACAGAUACAUACAAAAUAUAUAUAUAUAUAUAUAUAUAUAUAUAUAUAUAUAUAUAUAGAUAUAUACACAUACACACACACACACACACACACACACACACACACACACUGCAUGCCCAAUUAUUAGGCAAGUGAGUGUUCUGAUCUUAUCAUUAUUUCCAUGCACAUUUUCCAACUCCAAACCAUAUAAACUAGAAUGCUUAUUGGAUUCAAUCAUUUUUAGGUGGUAUUUAUUUGUGUAAUGAGGGAGGAUGUGGCGAAAGUGACUAACACCUUAUAUCAAGGUGUGCAUAAAUAUUAGGCAGCUUCAUUACCUCAGGUAAAAUGGGCCAAAAAAGAGAUUUAACUGAAAAGUAAAAUAUUGUAAAAUGCCUUUCAGACGGAUGCAACACUCUUGAAAAACUAUUGAGGCGUGACCAUAAUCAAACAUUUUGUUGCGAAUAGUCAACUGGGGGCACAAAAAACGCAUGGAGAAGGCACAAAUUAACUGCAAAAGACUUCAGAAGAAUUAAACGUAAAGCUACCAGGAACCCAUUAUCCUCCAAUGCUACCAUAUUCCAGAACUGCAACCUACUUGGAGUGUCCAGAAGUACAAGGUGCCAACUGCUCAGAGACAUGGCCAAGGUCAAGAAGGCUGAAACACGACCACUACUGAAUAUAUUCACAAGCUGAAGUGUCAAAAUUGGAAAUACAUGAAGACAGAUUUUUCAAAGGUUUUAUGGACAGAUGAAAUGAGAGUGACUCUGGAUGGACCAGAUGGAUGGGCCCAUGGCUGGAUCAUUAAUGGACACAGGGCACCACUUCGAGUCAGGUGCCAGCAAGGUGGAGGAGGGGUAAUGGUAAGGGCUGCUAUCAUUAAGGAUGAGGUAGUUGGACCUUUUCGAGUUGAAGAUGGACUGAAACUCAACUCUCAAACCUUCUGCCAGUUUCUGGAAAGUACUUUCUUCAAGCAGUGGUGCAGGAAGAAGUCAUCUCAGCAUUCAAGAAGGCCAUGAUCUUUAUGCAGGACAAUGCUCCAUCACAUGCAUCCAAGCACUCCACUGCUUGGCUAGCCAGCAAGGGCCUCAAAGAUGCCCAAAUAAUGACUUGGCCCCCUUCCUCCCCUGACUUAAAUCCUACUGAGAACUUGUGGGCCCUUUUCAAAUGUGAGAUUUACAGUGAGGGAAGACAAUACACCUCUUUGAACAGCAUUUGGGAGGCUGUGGUUGCUGCUUCAGCGAAAAGUUGAUCGUGAACAGAUCAAGAAACUGACAGACUCCAUGGAUGGCAGUUAUUGAAGAGUGGCUAUAUUGGUCACUGAAUAUUUUUGAAAGGCCAAAAAUUAUAUUUGUCAUUUUGUGUUACUUAUUUGUUGCACCUACUCUAAAAAUUGAGAAUAAACAAUUGAGUUGGGAGAAAUUAUUUUUGUAAUUUAGUUGCCUAAUAAUUGUGCACACUAACAGUUGCCUAAUAAUUGUACACACUUGAUAUAUUCCCCUAAGAAAGACAAAACUCACUUUUUCUUUGUUAAACAUUCAGGUUUGAGGUUCAGUAACAUUUUGGAUUGACUGAGAGCAUUGUGUUUGUUCAACAAUAAAAUUAAUCCUGAGGAAUACAAUUUGCCUAAUAAUUGGGCAUGCAGUGUAUACAAUUGAUGUUGAUGUUUUACAAAAGAAUGAAAGUCAUCCGGGUUUCAAAAGACAAGUGGGUAAAUAAAUGAGGACAGAAUUUUAAUUUCUGGGUGAACUAUCCCUUUAAAAUAGUUCCUCCAGAGUAUUCCAAUUCCAAGCUUUUGAAGCUUUUAGUAUGAGAGAGCUUAAAGAUCCCAGUGCAACCCUGUUUCAUUAUUGUUGGACUUACAGAUGGAGAAGGAUUAGUAUGAUCUAACUGU